Molecule: messenger RNA, 1218 nt
Organism: Cajanus cajan (pigeon pea)
Lineage: Eukaryota; Viridiplantae; Streptophyta; Magnoliopsida; Fabales; Fabaceae
Source: RefSeq, a predicted model, not a curated record
UUUAGAUAGUAUAUAGGCGGUGGGGCGAGGGUGCGAAACAUAAAAGGUGUGGAGUGAAAAGAAAGAAAAGAAGAGAUGAAGAUGAUCGGAGGCAAUUAGGAAGAAAGAAGAAGCGAAAAUGGAUCUGGCAGCGGAGGAGCUGCAAUUCCUAACGAUCCCAGAGAUCGUGAGGGAAUCGAUCUCAAUCCCGAAGCGUUCACCAAAGACAUUCUACCUCAUAACCCUAACCCUGGUCUUCCCUCUCUCCUUCGCAAUCCUGGCACACACGCUCUUCACGCACCCUCUGAUUUCCCAGCUGCAGUCCCCUUUCAUAGCCCCCUCGCAAGCCUCCCACGAGUGGACCCUCCUCCUCCUCAUCCAAUUCUCGUACCUCAUCUUCCUCUUCGCCUUCUCCCUCCUCUCCACGGCCGCCGUCGUCUUCACCGUCGCCUCCCUCUACACCGCCAAGCCCGUCUCCUUCUCCGCCACGCUCUCCGCCAUCCCCCGCGUCUUCAACCGCCUCUUCCUCACCUUCCUCUGGGUCACGCUCCUCAUGCUCCUCUACAACUCCCUCAUCUUCCUCUCCCUCCUCCUCCUCCUCCUCGCCCUCGACACCAACAACUCCCUCCUCCUCCUCCUCGCCCUCCUCACCCUCCUCUCCCUCUUCCUCCUCGCCCACGUCUACAUCACCGCGCUCUGGCACCUCGCCAGCGUCGUCUCCGUCCUCGAGCCCAUCUACGGCCUCGCCGCCAUGAAGAAGAGCUACCACCUUCUCAAGGGGAGGACCAAGUACGCCGCCGCCCUCGUCGCCGCCUACCUCCUCGUCUGCGCCCUCAUCUCCGCUCUCUUCAGCGUCGUCGUCGUGCACGGUGGGGACUCCUACGGGGUCUUCACCAGGAUUGUCGUUGGCGGCUUCCUCGUGGGGCUUUUGGUCAUUGUCAACCUCGUUGGGUUGUUGGUGCAGAGCGUCUUUUAUUAUGUUUGUAAGAGUUUCCAUCACCAGGGGAUUGAUAAGACUGCGUUGCAUGACCAUCUUGGUGGCUACCUUGGCGAGUACGUCCCGCUCAAGAGCAGCAUUCAGAUGGAGAAUUUGGAUGUAUGACACUUUUCACGUUUCUUUCUAUGCUUUUUUUUUUUUUUUUUUCUUUCUAUGCUCUAUUCUGUAAAACACGGAGACUAAUUAAUCAUAGAUUGCUUUCAUAUCUCAAGUUUAAUCAAUCUAGUCCUUGUUUCAUAGUA